AUGGCCAGAUCCGUUGAGGACGGCACGAGAUCCGGCAACCACUAUCGGAUGCAUCGAGGAGGACGUGCGGCGGAUGCAAGCGGGAAUGACGUUGACCUCAGUAGUUUAUUUAUCGUUAACAAUCGCAUCCUAGUGGUUGUGCGAUGCUUUGAGGAUGAUAAUAUAGUUCAUGUCAAUGGCAAGGUCGAUCCCAGAUCAGACAUCGAUGUCAUUAACCUAGAGAUGAUAUUUUCGGAUCUUGGACAGAUAGAAGGAAAGCCUGCAAGAUCGGUUGAUUUAGCUGAGCAUGAGAAAGAAGCUAUACAACAUCUUUGUCUGCUAACUAUGAAACCUGUCAUUUAUGUUGCUAAUGUAACAGAAUCUGAUCUUGCUGAACCUGAUAGCAAUCCUCAUGUCAAAGAGGUCGCUAAAGCAGCAUCAGACUUGCAGUCUGGUAUGGUUACAAUAUCAGCUCAGGUUGAAGCUGAACUUGCUGAGCUACCUUUGGAAGAGGAAAUUUGGUAA
Molecule: messenger RNA, 504 nt
Organism: Miscanthus lutarioriparius
Lineage: Eukaryota; Viridiplantae; Streptophyta; Magnoliopsida; Poales; Poaceae
Source: the annotation of a GenBank genome assembly